CACGCGGCGGGGGCCGGACGCAGAGAGGGGGCGCGUGGCUGCCGGCGGGGACGCACCCACUCAGUAGCUGUGUCGCCGGCUGCCCCGGGGCCUGGAUAGUGAGGCUGCGUGGGCCCGACUGCCGGCUGGAGGACUGCAGGAUCUUCUGUUGCCUAGGCUACCCUUGUAUUCGAAGUAAUCCUCCUGCUUCAGUUUGCUGACAGCUGGGAUUGCAGGUGUACUUGGCCACCAUGAAGCCCCUGCCCCGCACCCUCCCUAGCUGCCUCCUGUUGGUGUUGUUUGGCAUAUGGGGAACUGCCCCCCAGACUCGGGCCUCCUCUGCUACCGUGCCGCCCCUCAGCGCCACCUCCUUCCUGGAAGAUCUCAUGAAGCGCUAUGGGGAGAAUGACAGGCUUACGCUGCCGCAGCUGAAGGCCUUGCUCAAAAACCUGGACAUGGGAGUGGACCGGGAUAACGUUACUCGGCCCAAGGAAGGACACAGGAACCUCUCCACGUGCUUUAGCUCCGGAGACCUCUUCGCUGCCCACAAUUUCAGCGAGCACUCUCAGAUCGGGAUGAGUGAGUUUCAGGAGUUCUGCCCCACCAUCCUCCAGCAACUGGAUUCCCGGGCUUGCACCUCCCAAAACCAGGAGAAUGAGGAAAAUGAGCAGUCAGAGGAAGGGAAGCCUAGCGCCAUUGAAGUAUGGGGGUACGGUUUCCUCUGCGUUACCGUCAUCUCCCUCUGCUCCCUCAUGGGGGCCAGCGUGGUGCCCUUCAUGAAGAAGACUUUUUACAAGAGGCUGCUGCUCUACUUCAUAGCCUUGGCGAUUGGAACCCUCUACUCCAACGCCCUCUUCCAGCUCAUCCCCGAGGCAUUUGGUUUCAACCCUCAGGACAAUUAUGUCUCCAAGUCUGCGGUGGUGUUUGGGGGCUUCUACCUUUUCUUUUUUACAGAGAAGAUCCUGAAGAUGCUCCUGAAGCAGAAAAAUGAGCACCAUCACGGACACAACCAUUUUACCUCCGAGACUCUGCCUUCCAAGAAGGACCAAGAGGAGGGUGUGAUGGAGAAGCUGCAGAAUGGGGACCUGGACCACAUGAUUCCUCAGCACUGCAACAGUGAGCUGGACAGCAAGGCGCCUGGCACGGACGAGAAGGUCAUCGUAAGCUCCAUGUCUGUGCAGGACCUGCAGGCAUCUCAGAGUGCUUGCUACUGGCUCAAAGGGGUCCGAUACUCUGAUAUUGGUACCCUGGCUUGGAUGAUCACCCUGAGCGACGGUCUCCACAAUUUCAUCGAUGGCCUGGCUAUUGGUGCCUCCUUCACCGUGUCUGUUUUCCAAGGCAUCAGCACGUCGGUGGCCAUUCUUUGUGAGGAAUUCCCACACGAGCUGGGAGACUUCGUUAUCCUGCUCAAUGCUGGCAUGAGCAUCCAGCAGGCUCUCUUCUUCAACUUCCUUUCUGCUUGCUGCUGCUACGUGGGUCUGGCCUUUGGCAUCCUGGCUGGAAGUCACUUCUCUGCCAACUGGAUUUUUGCACUGGCUGGAGGAAUGUUCUUGUACAUUGCUCUAGCGGAUAUGUUCCCGGAGAUGAACGAGGUCUGUCAAGAGGACGAAAGGAAGGACAGCUUCUUGGUCCCCUUUGUCAUCCAGAAUCUUGGCCUCCUGACCGGCUUCUCCAUCAUGCUGGUCCUCACAAUGUAUUCAGGGCAGAUUCAGAUUGGGUAGGACCCUGCCGGUGGGGAGCCAGUGGCAUUGCACAUCGGACUCUGGGCCUAAUGUCCCUGGCCUGAGGACUCAGCAUUCAUGAAGCAUCAUAGAUGAGGUAGUUCUUUAAAGACUGGCACACACUGCCUGCCUGCAUUCAGAUGUCAGCUGUUUGAAAACGUUCUGUCCUGGGAAGAACCUGCCCUGGGACUCUCUAGGUAGUGCCUCAAACCGUCUCCCCGACCCUUUUCACAGAUGAUUUUGGAACUGAAAUGCCUCGUGUAGGACACACCUCUCUUCCUUCUGAUCACCCUCGUCUGUCUCUUUCUCUUGGAGGAAGCGCUGAGAGAUGUUGAAUCUUUUACAAUGUAAAAGCAAAGCCAAUGGUCAUGGUGUGGUUAGAAAUAUCAGGGUGGUUUCCAGCUCUGGAGCCCAUGAUUCUGAACGUGUGUACCCUGGGCUUGAAGUCGGUCCAUCUUGACAUGGGUUCUUAUGUUUUUACAGAGAAAGGACAGAAGAUAGGAAUCUCGUUUGUUCUCAGUCUGUGCAGACUGGCAUGCUGAGCAGAUGAGUCAGGGGUUCACCUUGAGGGACAAGGAGAACUGACGGUGGAUGUCCUGUCUCCUUGGUGCUCUCUGGCCCCCUCUAGGAUGCUGGAUGCUGAUGUGCGCAGCAUCUGUGUCACAGAGUCAGCCAGGCGAGCCACUGUGGAUGCCCUCUGGAGUGGCACAAGGUCUGCGCCAAACCAAUUCAUUUUGCCCUGAUUUUCACACACACCCUCUUGGCUUCCUUUUCUAGAUACUUUUUAGAUGCCUCACUAGAAGCACAUUUAAGAUGUUUGCAUUAGAGGGGAAACUGCACAUUUAAUCUCCCCUGGUCUAGACUUCUGCCAAGUAGAACCUGACCCAGUAUCGGGAUGCAGUUGUUUAUGCCUUACUGUGACAAAGGUAACCGGAAAUGGAGUCCGUGCUGGCCAAACUUAGGACUUGCUAAUUGCAGAAAUAAUAGUUGUAUACCAAGGAACUCCCAACCUUGAGGUCAAACCUUCAGGUCAGGGCUGCAGACGUCACUGCUGCCAAUGGGUUUUAAAGGGCACACUGUCUAGCUCCCACUUCCUCCCUGGCCCCAGACAACAAGAUUAAUCCUGAAUUGAAUUGAGUGUAAACUGCUUUCUUUUGCCCCAGGAAAACGGAUGGUUCUGCUUGUCAUUUCACACCACAGGCCGGCCUCAGGCACUGUGGAGCCCUCUCCUCAGAACUCUGGCUUCCAGGGGAGCUAAUCUCCAGGUUCACUAAGUGAAUUAAUUUAUUAUUAUCAUAUUGAUAACAUGGAUUCCUUAGCCACUUUGGGGAGCCACUCUCUCCCGGAGCCUUUCUUAGUGGUGCCCACUGUCACAGCCCAGGGGCCGUUGCUCACAUGACUGACAACACUGGUUCAUUGCCAACGCCUGAGUCUUUCUGUUCUUACCACAGGAAAUCUGUCCAUUAAAAACAGCAUGUAUAUGUAUGUGAACACAUAUGUGGAACAUAUAUGUGUGUGUGAACAUAUGUAUAUAUGUUUCCUCUUCUUGGGGAAACAUGCUUGAAACCAGGAAUCCUGACAACAUAACUGGAAACCUAGAGAUUUGCUGGGCGUCUCUCCUGCUCUUGAGAAGAGGCAAGAGGAAGAGGAAGCUUCAGCAGUUAAGGUUCUAGAUUGAAUGUCAGGACCAAUCCUGGUAGGAUUAGGGUCCACUUUUACCAAAGAACAAAUUCCUUCAAUGUCAUAAUCUAAUAUUUUAUGUUAUUGUCGCCAUUGUUGCUGUUGCUGUUUGAAGACAAGUCUCUGUCUUUUCUGUUUUAUUUUUCCAACAACUGCUUCCGGAGCUGACAGAAACUGACAAAGUCUAAGCCUGAGCAGGGUGUGGUGGCUCACACCUGUGAUCUCAGCACUUAGGAGGCAAGUUUUACACCAACCCGGGCUUCAGAGUGUAUUGCAGGCCAGUCUAGGCUAUGUAGUGAGAUCCUGUGUCAGCAAGACAAAAGGAAGAUAAAAACAUAAAACUUAAUCCUAUUUUAUGUGUGGGCUGAGGGUGUGGCUCAGUAGCAGAACUUUUGCCUAGUGUGUGUGUGUGUGUGUGUGUGUGUGUGUGUGACACCCUGAAUUUCAUUCUCAGUACCACUACCCCACAAAAAGAUUGAAAGAUUCUGCUUUGCUUAGUUCAUGUUUGUGUAUUAUAAUUUAAUUUUAGACUCCCCUGUAGAUGCUAUUAUUCCUUGAGUACCCUUCACGCUGAAGGAGGACGGCGGCUUAGUUUGUUUAGAAAAGCUUAAAAGUAGAGCCUUCCACAUGAGACGGAGUGCUUGCCAUGCAGCUUCACAGGAACUCGAGAACUUUCUGUGCAGACAGCUGCCUUUAAAGGGAAAUACGGGAGCCUCUUCAGAGCAGUGGGCCGCAUCCUUCAGACUCAGGUGGAGCAUGGUGGGGGUUUGCUCCAGUCCAGCUGAUGAUCGGUUGCUGUUGGCAACAGAUUUGCCCGGCAUUUUAAGUUGUGCCCACUGAACUUUUUUGACUUUCAAAGGUUGAACUUGCUGUUUUAAGCAUUUUGUGCAUAUUAGAAGUCCAAGGGGUGGCGAGUUGUUUAGCGGACUUUCUGCCACUGGCCUUAUUGCCUGUCGCUUUCCUUAGCCUCCUGCUAAGGCUCGCAAGGAAAGUGCUUGUCACACCCUUAGCCAGGGAGAGGGCUCUGUCACCUCACACCUCAUCCCUGACCACACCUUCUGUCGCCCAACCCUCCCCCCAAUAUUUAGUGUCUGGUGUCAGCAAGGGGAGCAUUCUUCAGUCACCCUUCGCCCUGGGUUUAAGCAGCCUCUCUGUUUGGAUCGCCUCGGAUCCGGUUUUAGUGAGCCCUCUUCCAAAGAGAUGCAGAUAAGCCGGGU
Myodes glareolus (Bank vole) is the source of this 4597-nucleotide messenger RNA. It is a transcript of the gene Slc39a14, whose product is annotated as solute carrier family 39 member 14. Gene Ontology annotation, cellular component: plasma membrane. NCBI's taxonomy places the organism in Eukaryota, Metazoa, Chordata, Mammalia, Rodentia, Cricetidae. The record is from RefSeq and is a predicted model, not a curated record. Gene Ontology annotation, molecular function: zinc ion transmembrane transporter activity; monoatomic cation:bicarbonate symporter activity. Gene Ontology annotation, biological process: zinc ion import across plasma membrane; intracellular monoatomic cation homeostasis.